Messenger RNA from Hydra vulgaris (swiftwater hydra), 2883 nucleotides. RefSeq names its product testis-expressed protein 10 homolog. Gene Ontology annotation, cellular component: nucleus; MLL1 complex. NCBI's taxonomy places the organism in Eukaryota, Metazoa, Cnidaria, Hydrozoa, Anthoathecata, Hydridae. The record is from RefSeq and is a predicted model, not a curated record.
UUUUCAUACCUAUACACUUUUUUUAGAUUAAUUUGAAAUGGUGAAGUCCAAGAAAAAAAAAGAAAAAACUGCAGACUUCAAUAAAGUAAAAUUUAAAGUUGGAAAGCAUAAACCUAGAGGAGGUAAUGUCACUGAUACAUCAUUUAGAACAGCCACUAUAAAUAUUUCUGCUCAACUUGAAGUACGCAAUGUACCAACAAACAAAAGAAAUUUGUCAUUAAAGGAUUUACUCAAUCAAGUAAACCAUUAUAAUGCUACGAUUAGACAUGAAGCUAUGCUGGGAAUGCUUGACUUGUUUCAAUCUCAUCCUAAGGUUAUGCAUGAACAGUUGAGUGUUUGGAUACCUAAGGUAUUUGAAAGACUUUCUGACACUGACUCAGUUGUUCGCCAUUCUUUAUUUAUUUGUGUGAAAUAUGCAAUGAACAUUUUUGAAGAGAACGAAAUAGUUCCAUUUUAUAAAAUCAUGAUUGCUUAUAUUUGUUGUGGUAUGACACAUAUAAAUGAAGGUGUUCAAUUAGACUCACUUAAUAUACUAGAUAUUCUGUUAACUAAGUUUCCAGAAGCUUUUAUUCCGUUCUGGAAAAAAGUAUUGACCAAUUUCAUGGACUUAAUUUCAAAGCAAUCGUCAAAACAAACUAGUGCCUCUCAAAGUGUUAGAGGUACGAAAGUCAAAACGAAAGGAAGAGAAAUGAAUACAGUUGUAGGUGGAAAGUUGUCUUCUGUAAAAGGGCGUGAACAGAUUUUAGAAAAGUUAUACAAAAUGCUCAAAGUUAUGCUAACCUAUCAACAAUCUUUGCUUAAAAAAAAUGAAAAGUGCGAUUGUAUAGAUGAGACAGUUUGUGUUUCAGAAACUGUUGAGACUAACAUUCGCAUUUGCAAAUAUACAAUCAAAAUACCUGAAAUAGCUUAUACUGAUUUUGAAAGUUGGCUUGAAAAUAAUGAUGGAGGUGAAAGGAUUGGAGCUAAAUCAAAAGAAUUUGACAAUAUUUAUCAUUUAGUUGCAAUAGUUUUACCUGUUCUUAUAAACUGCUGGGUUGAGUAUGAUCCUGGUCAGCUAGUAUCUGGGUUCAUUGAUUCAAAUUCUUUAUCAUCACUUUUACCAGGUAUGAAAGCUACUAUUGAUACUUUAGAUGCACUUCUUAAUCUUUUGUGGUUAUCAACUCAUGAAAGAGAUAGAGAUGAUUUUAUUAAAAGUAACAUUGGGACAUUUAGAGAGUUUUAUGUUCAUUUUGUACAGCUGUUUUUCUUACCGAUGCAAAAUUCCAGAAGUAUGACGAAUAAUCACAGCAGUUCAGAUCCUUUGAAACAAUUUUAUAUUGAGUUUAACUUUGUAAUUGCGCGAAUAAUAUGUAAUUUGCUACUAUCAUCUCAAUGCGUUCUUGAUAUUAAACAACAAGAAAAAUGCAUUAAUAAAUUAGGAUUGUUUAUAACGGAUGCGCUUCAACUAAAAAUAAAUGGAAAUGAUUUUGUCUCCCAGCUUAUUAUUCUUGUAGAGAGCGUUUUUUUGUUGAAAACAAAACAGUCAAAAAGUCCAGAAAAAAAUCAACCAGACAAAGAAGCUUUUGAUAUAUUAAUAAUUUUGAAAGAAAUGAUCAAUAUUUUUUCUCGUGUUCAAUUUGAUUCAUCAUGGAAGAUUGCUCUUCUUCAAUUCUUCUCAAGAAUUAUGCACAAAGAGAAAGAUGAUCAAUUUUUAGAGAAAAAUAAAUGUGAUUAUAUUCUGGUAUCUUUUGUUGACUUAGUUGUGGAUAAUCUAUGUAUGUUACCAUCUGGAUUAGCUUAUUGCAAUUUGGUUCAGGAAUGUGUAAAAUUUAUAAAAGAUUUUUUCAUAAUUGGAAAUAUCAAUGAAAAAACAAGAGUUUUUACUAUAGAAGCACUGACUAAAUUUACAGAACCAAAUGGUGGUCUAUUUGUGCAUGCAUCCUCUGUAACCCAGAUGACAGCAAUUGAACUUGUUUAUGGCUUAUUUGAAGUUCCAUUAAACUUGUUGAAGAAUUUGACUUCACUUUGUAAUGAUAAUCGAAUUUCAAUUGUUUUAAAGAAAUACAUUAUAUCCGUUCUCUCUUUAUGUAUAAAGAAAAAAUCCCCUUCCAUAAGAAUUGAAGAGUAUAUCAGUUUUAUUAUCUCUGUUGUUACAGGUUAUUCAUUUUUACAACUACAAAGUAUUAAUGUGUCAAGCCAUUUAAGUUGGUGCACUUUAACUAUUCUGGAGGAUGAGCCUAAAGAACCAUUGUUGGAUUUUGCUAUUGAUCAGUUAAAACAAAUAGAUGGUUAUAUGAAUUUAUACUCAGUGUUAAUAAUUCCAAUUGAAAGACUGCUGCUCACACUACAAAGCAUCCCACUAAGUACUGCAAAAGGAUUAAUCAAGCUUCUUUUAAAUUUAUCAUCAUGGCAAAGUGAUUUUGGGGAUUCCAAAAAUCAAGAAGAACCUGUAAAUGAUCAAGUAGCUAACCUAGUGUCUUCUGUGCUGCUUUAUUCUCUAUCUGACACCUUCAAAUCAGAAAUAGCAAGAAGCAACAAAUUUGAUAAAGAUUUCCAACUUCUUUCUGAAUCAAUUAGUCUGCUCAGGAUCAAUAAAUCACUUUGUUGUCAUAUAAUAAAAAAAUGGAUUCAAAUUAUAAAAGACAAUAAAACGAAUCUGAAAUGUGUUGAAUCUAUUAUUGAAGUUCUCCUUUCUUUACUUGAAGAAUCUAAGUUACGUGAUGCAAUGAGGGAUUUAAAAACAGAUUUUGUAUCCGUUGAUCGUUUUUAUUAUGAGGUACCCGCAUUAUUGAAACCAACCAAGUUAUUGCAGUUAUUAGCGAUGCAUGUUUCUUUACUUUGACGAUUCCAAACAAAUCAAGCAAAAAAACCUAAUGCUAAUAAUAAAAUAUUUUUUUAACUUCA